Molecule: messenger RNA, 515 nt
Organism: Salvelinus sp. IW2-2015
Lineage: Eukaryota; Metazoa; Chordata; Actinopteri; Salmoniformes; Salmonidae
Product: contactin-5-like
Exons: 3
Molecular function (GO): protein binding
Source: RefSeq, a predicted model, not a curated record
AUGACGGGUGAUGGCAAGUUUUGUUUUCUUGUGCCCAAACUUCCAGUCCCAUCGGUGGCCCCAGCUAACGUCAGUGGAGGGAACGGCCGCAGGCAUGAACUGGUCACCUCCUGGGAGCCUGUGUCUGAGGAGUUCCAGAAUGGCGAGGGCUUUGGCUACAUCGUGGCAUUCCGAGCCAAUGGUACGCGAGGCUGGAAGGAAAAGAUGGUGACAUCAGCAGAUUCCACUACAUACAAGUACAGAGACGAGACCUUCCCUCCCCUCACCCCCUUCGAAGUGAAAGUGGGCGUGUACAACAACAAGGGAGAUGGACCCUUCAGUGGUGUGGUCACUGUGUACUCUGCAGAGGGGGCAUCGGACAACAGUGAAGGGGAGUUCCCGUGGUUCACAGUCACUCUAUACGACCUGGACAACGAGGUGAGGGGAGUUCCCUGGUUCAGUCACUCUAUAAGCGCACUGGACAACCAGGUGGGGGUUCCUCGGUUCAGUCCUCUUCUAAAGACCUGGCAACCCAG